This is a messenger RNA of Annulohypoxylon truncatum, 2565 nucleotides long. RefSeq lists its product as uncharacterized. The record is from RefSeq and is a predicted model, not a curated record. The transcript has 2 exons. The coding region runs from base 1 to 2565 and encodes 854 amino acids. Gene Ontology annotation, cellular component: cytoplasm. Lineage: Eukaryota; Fungi; Ascomycota; Sordariomycetes; Xylariales; Hypoxylaceae. Gene Ontology annotation, molecular function: protein kinase binding.
AUGGAUUCAGAAGACGGGGAGCUGUACAUCAAGCGCCUGGCCGUCUAUGUGCGAACGCACGAGAAGGCGCUGGCCAACGCCUUACAAUUUCGAAGGUCGCCUGGCCCUCGGCAUGGCCCUAGUCAAAGUGUUUCCUCGAUACAGGUCCCGAAUUCGCCGACUGCUUUGCCGGAACGUCCUGCUACCUCCGCCUCAGCCUCGGGCCCUCUCGCAGCUGCUUUAUCACUCGGCUCGUUAAGUUUAACAUCUAAUAGUAUUAAAUCAGCGAGGCUGAGUCUUACGCCGCACCAUCUAUUCUACUUGUUGUCUCGCUUCGAAGAGUUGGGAAUACAUGUUGGGCCUAUGAAAGUACGUUUGGAAAACCUACAUGAUACUUCGGCUGCGGCCAACUACGUAUCAUUCUUGAGUUCGUCUCAGCAUACCAAGAGUCGAAGUUCCGAUGCGAUAUCGAUCCGUUCCGUAUCCAGCAUUCGAAGCGUUGUUUCAGGGAUGUCUGCCCUGUGGAAUGGCUUCGGAAUAGGGUCAAGCAUAUCUGCCGCUCGGAUGGAACGACAAAAAGCUGCUCUUCAAGCGGACAUGAAGUACCUUUAUUCAGCAUUCACUAAGAUACCAUGCCUUCGACUCGCACCGGACUGGCGGACGAAGCUGAUAAAAGGAUAUGAAGAAUUCCCUUUUGACUCGGCAGUGCCACUAUACGUUUUUAAGAACCUCCAGUCAUUGGAGGUAAACGGUGUCGACUUCAGGCAGUUCUUUGGUUGGGACCGGGUGGCGGACCAGAUUAGAUCUCUGACCCUCAAGCGCGCCAACAUCGAAGAUCCCGCCGAUAUAUUGAUUGAUAUUGUAUUAGAUGAUAUGGACAAAAGGCGACGUCGCUCUGCGAAGGCGCAAUCAUCGCCUACCGGUACAUACUCGCGCGCAUCCCAUCCGAGACGGAGUCCUACGGCCCCCUAUGGGGGAUCACAUGGGUCUGGCAGUAUGCUACCGCCGGAACUCCCGGGGCGUAGAUACUCAGUUGCAGAUAUUCUUGUAGGGUCGAUGAGCACCGAAUCGACUGAAAGUACGUCGGCUCAGGAUUCCCGCCGCCCGUCCGUCUCUAGGAUCGAAACCGACGAGCCAAGGUCUAAUAAAUCCUCACGACCCAGGAGUCACUCUCCCAACCGCCCCGCCACUUCUCGUAACCACACGACCACUUCGAGAGGCUCUCAUAAGGUUAAGCGUUCUGGAUCCGGUAGUUCGCAAUCAAGCUUAUCCGACUCGUGGCAUAACCCGAGGAAUAGUGCUUCCAACCUACUGGCUAUGGGUAUAAUCCCGCCCUCCAAGUGGCGAUUUUUGAAACAUCUAAGCUUAGCAGACAAUUCUCUAACAGUAAUACCCGCGGCCAGCCUUUCUCCCUUGGCCAACACCCUAGCUUCCCUGGAUCUUUCUACAAACCUCUUCACGCAAAUCCCUGAUAGCCUAGCAACUCUCACCGCACUCCGUGCUCUGAACCUCUCACACUGCAUGAUAGAUUCUCUCCACUCCCUGCUUCGCAAUCCUCUACCAGCUAUCAGUGCCUUAAACCUCCGAGCCAACCGCCUCCAAUCGAUCGCGGGGAUCGAAAAGCUCUAUCCGCUUGAAAGAUUAGACCUAAGAGAUAACCGUCUGACUGAUCCAAUGGAGCUCGCUCGCCUAACCGGAAUUCCAGAUAUUCACGAAAUAUAUGUCGAAGGCAAUCCCUUUACUCGGUCUCAUCGAGACUACAGAAUCACCAUCUUCAAUCUUUUCCGCAAGACCCCUGGGUAUACAGAAGAUAUAGUCAUUGAUGGUUCUGGACCGUCCAUGUCUGAAAGGAGGUAUCUCGUAGACCGCGUUGCUGUACCCGCCGCUGUCCCUGUAGUGAAGCCUCUCGUCCCGGAAAUGCCCGCGGUAGAUGUGAGCAAGCCAGCUAUCAUCCAUGAGACUCCAAGAGAGCCUGCAGUCCUGCGCAAGGAGAGACCAUCACGUCCUACCCCUAAGGCAGUCGCUAGCGAGAUCAACACAACAUCCACACGACGUCGACGUACCCCAAAACGUAGGAUAGUUGAUCUUGCUACUAACGAUCGAGUUGGAGAUACCCAACACCAAACAGCCAGCGUCGAUAAGACUGUUGUUCCUGAACCCUCCCCAACAGUAAUUGAGUCGGAAAAUAGUUACCGUGUCUCUCAGCCUCCAGAGACACGGGACGUACCUGUCAGGGCGCUCUCCGAUACAAAGCCUAACCGCACUUCCGACCCACCAGAGGUGCCGCGUAUUAAUACUAGUGCUGUCUUGCAGCCUCCGGUGUCCUUCAUUAAUCCAGAGACACCGGAUAUGUGGAAGGAAGCUCAAGAUUGGAAUGUCGGUGGCGAAAUCUACCGACAAAAAAUUGAAGAGCUACGAAACAAGGUUGGCAAUGGUUAUCUGAGCGUCCUUAACGAGGAGAGCUGGGAGUCAUCUCGUCCGACAUACGUUCCCGGAGACUUUAGUCCCACCUCAACGAUACGGCCCAGCCCUGUUACACGUACUCCGAGUGCUCAGGCAAUUCCUAGCGCUGGCUCUAUGUGCUGA